AUGAAAGUGCCGGCGAAGAAGCGAACUGCUGCAGACAAGGAGUCGUGGGCAGCAGCACAGAAGCUCGUGCAGUGGAGUGAUGCACGCUGGCGAGACCGGUUGCUGCAGCUUUUCGAGAUCAAGGACAUCGUGAAGAACGGCGGAGCUGCUUUCAAGCAGCAGCUCCUAGAGAUGCUCUCCACUUUGAAGGCCGACGCGAAAGCAGACCUGCAGAAGCUCGAAAAGAGUGUCCUUGAUUCUCUGGAGCUUCCCGCUGAGAGCAACAAGAAGACCAAGAAGGCCAAGGACGAGGAGGAGGACGUGCCUGGGAAGCCCUCCAUCUUCGAGAAGUAUCGAAAAUCGAAGACAAAGGCCAAUCCAGAUGACGAGAGCACAGAGUGUGACAAGAGCGAAGCCAAUGACUCUGAGAUGACACAGCAGCUCCGUGGCAAGGGUGCAGCCAACGACGAAGAGUCCUCGGACGACGACGGGAGUGCUCCCGGCCCGGGUGCUGUGGCUGAUUGCCGACGCCGGCUUUUCGAAGGAGAUGAUAACGAUUUGUUCGGCAACACGUUCCUUGCUGCUGUUUCGGAUGGCAAGGCUGGCAAGACUCCCAAGUCUAAGCCGGGCGACGAAGAGAAGAAGAAGACAAUGGGCGGUGACUUGGAAGAGAAAAUGGUGCAGCCGGAGCAGGGGCCGAAGGCCCUCGCUACUGGCUCGCAUGGAACGACUCCAUCCAAGGCGGCUGUGGUGCCGUAUGUGGACUCGGAGGCAGCUUUCAAGGUGCCAGCCCCGCCUGUCCUGAACACGGCCCAAGAGGUUGUCGAAGCUCCCGUCAACCUGGAGCUGGUGGAGAUGUUGUCCGACGUUGUCUCUGCCCACCUUCCUCGGGAGCAGGACACUGCUGCCUUCUUUGAUCUGUUGGCUGCCCUGGGCUGCACAGACCCACCGACUUUGCUGUCCAACCUGGACAAGUGGAUCGCUGCGAAUGGCGGCCAGACGGUACGCCAUGCCAACUUCUUCAUUGCCAAUUCCGGCUCCCGACAGAAGUUCCAGCGGCUGAGCUUCUCCCAAAAGCUGGCCGUUGCCAAUGCGAUCAAGACCAUCAUCGACGGCAAG
This is a messenger RNA of Symbiodinium necroappetens, 1098 nucleotides long. The record is from the annotation of a GenBank genome assembly. Lineage: Eukaryota; Dinophyceae; Suessiales; Symbiodiniaceae.